This is a messenger RNA of Calidris pugnax (ruff), 8064 nucleotides long. It is a transcript of the gene UGGT1, whose product is annotated as UDP-glucose glycoprotein glucosyltransferase 1. Gene Ontology annotation, cellular component: endoplasmic reticulum. The transcript is spliced from 40 exons. Gene Ontology annotation, molecular function: UDP-glucose:glycoprotein glucosyltransferase activity. Bases 15 to 4604 code for a protein of 1529 amino acids. The record is from RefSeq and is a predicted model, not a curated record. NCBI's taxonomy places the organism in Eukaryota, Metazoa, Chordata, Aves, Charadriiformes, Scolopacidae.
GCUGCUUCUAUAAAAUGGGAAUACUUAUUGCCGUUCUUGGAAUCUGGUUCAGCUCUUCACUUGUAAAAGGAGAUUCUAAGGCUGUGACAACAUCUCUAACUACAAAGUGGUCUUCGACUCCUUUAUUACUUGAAACAAGUGAAUUUUUAUCAGAAGAAGGUCAAGAAAAAUUCUGGAAUUUUGUUGAAGCCAGUCAAAACAUUAAGACAUCUGAACAGGAUGGUAGCAAUUACUACCAUGAAAUGCUGAAAGUGGCCUGCCAGAGUCUGUCACCAUUGCAGCAGAAUUUGUUGAAAUUUUCCUUGUCUUUACGGUCUUACUCUGCAACAGUUCAAGCUUUUCAACAGAUAGCAGCCGAUGAACCUCCACCAAAGGGCUGUACCCUGUUUUUUGCUGUGCAUGGGGAGAAGACAUGUGAAUUUGACUCUCUUGGAAACCUUCUACAGGCAGCUUCGGAAAGGCCAAAGCCAUUUUUGUUCAAAGGGGACCACAAGUACCCCGUGUCAAACCCCGAAAGUCCUGUUGUCAUACUUUACGCUGAGAUUGGCUCCGAGGAGUUCUACAGAAACCAUAAGAGGCUUGUUUCAAAGGCAGAGGCAGGAGAAAUCACUUACGUGCUCAGACACUAUAUUGCUAAUCCAAGUAAAGAAAAAGUCUACCUCUCUGGCUAUGGUGUGGAACUAGCGAUUAAAAGUACAGAAUAUAAGGCCAAGGAUGAUACGCAGGUGAAAGGCACAGAUGUGAAUGCAACAGUAAUAGAUGAAAAUGACCCUAUUGAUGAAGUGCAGGGAUUUCUGUUUGGAAAACUAAGGCAGUUGUAUCCUGACUUGACAGAAGAGCUGAAAGAGCUUAGGAAACACCUCGUGGAAAGUACCAAUGAAAUGGCACCUUUGAAAGUCUGGCAGCUGCAAGAUUUAAGUUUUCAAACUGCUGCUCGCAUUUUGACUGCUCCCCCUGUGGAUGCUCUGAUGGUCAUGAAAGAUCUCAGUCAGAACUUUCCUACAAAGGCCAGAGCCAUAACAAAAACAGUUGUUUCUUCGGAACUCCGAACAGAAAUUGAAGAGAACCAAAAGUAUUUCAAAGGAACACUAGGAUUGCAACCGGGAGAUUCUGCCCUCUUCAUCAACGGAUUGCUUAUUGAUUUAGACACUCAGGACAUAUUUAGCUUGAUUGAUGUGCUACGCAACGAAGCCCGUGUCAUGGAAGGCCUGCACAGCUUAGGAAUUGAGGGUCUUUCCUUGCACAACGUUCUGAAGUUGAACAUCCAACCAUCAGAUUCUGACUAUGCUGUGGACAUCAGAAGCUCCGCUAUUUCAUGGAUCAACAACCUCGAAAUUGACAGUCGGUAUAACUCCUGGCCUUCCAACGUGCAAGAACUGCUGCGUCCCACGUUUCCAGGCGUGAUCAGGCAAAUUAGAAAAAACUUCCAUAAUUUUGUGCUGAUAGUAGAUCCUACUCACGAGACCACAGCGGAAUUACUGAACGUGGCAGAGAUGUUCUUCAGUAACCACAUCCCACUGAGGAUAGGGCUAGUCUUUGUGGUUAAUGACUCGGAGGAUGUUGAUGGACUUCAGGAUGCUGGUGUUGCCCUCCUUAGGGCAUACAAUUAUGUGGCACAAGAAAUGGACAAUAACUAUGCUUUCCAGACUGUCAUGUCUAUAUAUAACAAAGUGAAAACAGGAGAUCAGCUGAAAGUGGAGCAUGUGGUUAGCGUUCUGGAGAAACAAUAUCCUUAUGUGGAAGUCAACAGCAUUCUGGGAAUUGAUUCUGCCUAUGAUCAAAACAGAAAGGCGGCGAGAGGUUACUAUGAGCAAACGGGUGUAGGUCCUCUCCCUGUCGUGCUGUUCAAUGGAAUGCCUUUUCAAAAAGAUCAGCUGGAUCCUGAUGACCUGGAAACCGUCACGAUGCACAAAAUCCUGGAAACCACAAGCAUCUUCCAGCGAGCCGUGUACCUGGGUGAAUUAUCUAAUGACCAAGAUGUGGUUGAAUAUAUCAUGAACCAGCCUAAUGUCGUUCCAAGAAUUAACUCCAGAAUCUUAACGUCUGACAGGGAGUACCUGGAUCUGACAGGAAUGAAUAACUUUUACGUGGAUGACUAUGCUCGAUUUACCACGUUGGAGUCCAAGGACAAGACAGCUGCUGUCGCAAACAGCAUGACCUACUUAACAAAGAAAGGAAUGUCUUCCAAGGAGAUCUAUGAUGAUUCCUUUGUUAGACCAGUUACUUUUUGGAUUGUUGGUGACUUUGAUAAGCCUUCAGGGAGGCAGCUGUUGUAUGAUGCAAUUAAACAUCAGAAAUCCAGCAAUAAUGUUCGAAUUAGCAUGAUUAAUAAUCCCAGUGAAGAUCCAAAUAGCCAGAAUACACGUGUUGCGAAAGCCAUAUGGGCAGCUCUACAGACACAAACGUCAAAUAAUGCCAAGAACUUUAUCACCAAAAUGGCAAAAGAAGAAAUUGCAAAGGCAGUAGAGGCAGGAGCCGACAUCUUGGAAUUUGCUGUUGGGGGUAUGGAUAACAACAUUUUCAAAGAAGCCUUUGAGUCUCCCAAGGUGGAUUUCAUCCUGUCCCAUGCUAUAUAUUGCAGAGACGUUCUAAAGCUGAAGAAGGGGCAGAGGGCUGUGAUCAGCAACGGAAGGAUUAUUGGUCCGCUAGAGGAUGGUGAGAUGUUCAAUCAGGAUGAUUUUCAUCUCCUUGAGAAUAUCAUACUAAAGACAUCAGGACAGAAAAUCAAAUCUCAGAUUCAGCAGCUGGGAUUCGAAGAAGAUCUUGCAAGUGACUUAGUAAUGAAAGUGGAUGCUCUUCUUUCUGCUCAGCCAAAGGGAGAGGCAAGGAUUGAAUACCAUUUUUUUGAAGAACGAUACAGUGCAGUUAAACUGAGACCAAAAGAGGGGGAGACGUACUUUGAUGUUGUGGCUAUUGUUGAUCCUGUGACCAGAGAUGCUCAAAGACUCGCUCCGUUACUUUUGGUUUUGAACCAAUUGAUAAACAUGAACCUAAGAGUGUUUAUGAACUGCCAGUCUAAGCUUUCAGACAUGCCACUGAAAAGCUUUUAUCGCUAUGUUUUGGAGCCGGAGAUUUCUUUCACAGCAGAUAAUAACUUUGCUCCAGGACCAAUUGCCAAAUUUUUGGAUAUGCCCCAGUCUCCACUGUUCACUUUGAACCUGAAUACUCCUGAGAGCUGGAUGGUGGAAUCUGUCAGAACCCCAUACGACCUUGAUAAUAUUUACCUGGAGGAGGUGGAUAAUGUUGUAGCUGCAGAAUAUGAACUGGAGUACCUGCUCCUGGAAGGACACUGCUAUGAUAUCACCACUGGGCAGCCGCCUCGGGGACUCCAGUUUACACUGGGAACUUCAACCACUCCUGUCAUCGUGGAUACCAUUGUUAUGGCCAACUUGGGUUACUUCCAGCUAAAAGCCAAUCCUGGUGCAUGGACUCUAAGACUGAGAAAGGGCAGAUCUGAGGAUAUCUACAGAAUCUACAGCCAUGAUGGCACAGACUCUCCACCUGAAGCGAGUGAAGUUAUUGUUGUUCUCAACAACUUCAAAAGCAAAAUUAUUAAAGUGAAGGUUCAGAAAAAGUUAGAUAUGAUGAAUGAAGAUCUACUGAGUGAUGGUACCAGUGAGAAUGAAUCUGGAUUUUGGGAAUCUCUCAAAUGGGGAUUCACAGGUGGACAGAAGAAUGAAGAUGUGAAACAGGAUAAAGACGAUGUACUAAAUAUAUUCUCUGUGGCUUCAGGACACCUAUAUGAAAGAUUCCUACGCAUAAUGAUGUUGUCUGUGCUGAAACAUACUAAGACUCCUUUAAAGUUCUGGUUUCUGAAGAACUACUUAUCACCUACUUUCAAGGAGUUCAUCCCAUACAUGGCAGAGAAGUAUAAUUUCCAGUAUGAGCUUGUCCAGUAUAAAUGGCCACGCUGGCUCCAUCAGCAGACAGAGAAGCAGCGUAUCAUCUGGGGCUACAAGAUCCUCUUUCUAGAUGUGCUCUUCCCAUUAGCUGUUGAUAAAAUCCUCUUUGUGGAUGCUGAUCAGAUUGUGCGCACAGAUCUAAAGGAAUUAAGAGAUUUCAAUCUAGAUGGUGCUCCUUAUGGCUAUACUCCCUUCUGUGACAGUCGAAGAGAAAUGGAUGGCUACAGGUUCUGGAAAUCAGGAUAUUGGGCAAGUCAUUUAGCUGGAAGAAAAUACCACAUCAGUGCUCUGUAUGUUGUGGAUCUGAAGAAGUUCAGGAAGAUAGCAGCUGGAGAUCGGCUCAGAGGACAAUACCAGGGUCUUAGUCAAGAUCCAAACAGUCUGUCCAACCUUGAUCAGGAUUUGCCUAACAACAUGAUCCACCAGGUGCCAAUUAAAUCACUCCCCCAGGAGUGGCUGUGGUGUGAAACGUGGUGUGACGAUUCCUCCAAGAAGAGAGCAAAAACCAUUGAUCUGUGUAAUAACCCAAUGACCAAAGAGCCCAAGCUGCAAGCAGCGAUGCGUAUAGUUCCGGAAUGGCAGGACUAUGAUCAAGAAAUCAAACUGCUCCAAAGUCUUUUCCAGAAAGAAAAAGAAACGGGAACGCCAGCUAAGAUGCCAGGCCAACACACACAUGAUCCAGAAGCACAUGUGGAAUUAUGAUCCAUGGAGAAAAAUUCAAGUUAGACUGUUUCAUAGACAAUUUUUAUAUUGAAAGCUAGUUUUUUCCGGUAUGUCUGCAAAACUGCUGAAUAAUUGAAUGGGAUGAUGUAUGCAUUUUUAUUACUUGCCUUUGGGUUAAUUUCUGCAUAUGAAAUAGGAUCUGGAUUGCUGGAAUUAGCAUUACUGGUUUUUUGCACCUGUGGUGGAGAUGAAAGAGCCCAUGAUGGAAUUUAGCAUUUCAGAAACAAAACUUCAAAAUCCACUGGAAAAGCCACAGCCUGUUCCUUCAGCUGUUGCUACCUCCAGCACUGAUGAAGAUCCAUCCCAUUAGCCUCAGAUCUCACUCAAGAGCCUGGAAACAGCAGACCUGUUGAGCUGUUGGCUAGAACAUAAGUCCUAACCUCAACCGAUGGGGAUAAUUUUUCCAGGUAACAUUAAAAGGCUCAGAAUCAUGCCUUGAAUUUGGGAUACCGUUUUAUCUGCAGGUUUUCAAAUGGUUGGAAAUGCUUCUCCGAUUUGUUCAGUAUGCCCUUGAUUUUGUAACAAAUCCAGCAUUACUUAGAUUUUUCUAUUUCCUGCCUUCAGUUAUUGCCCAACUUUUGAAGGUUUGGCUUAAUGUAAAGCUGCCGCAAUCUGUUUAAAUGCCCAUCCAAAUACAAAUGAUUAAUCUCACAGAGUGAGCAGAACAUUGAAUUUGACAGCUCAGUUCAUCCCAGCCCAUCUGACUUGAAUCAAAGUGCCCUCCUUCCUUCCUGCUCAAAGUUUCAAUCAGUCUGCAAAACUGGUAGGGCCUUACUCUUGCUGUGGUUCACUGAUUCAUGAAUGUGUUUUGUUUAUGGAAAAAUCUGUGGAAGCUUGGAAGUUUUUCAUCAUGUAAAUUUCAUUAACUUUAUUUUUCUUCAAACAGAGAUGAUGUCACAUCAAUAAAAACUUUGGAGUUCUUAGGUCUUAAGCUUCAGCUCAUACUCAGUCCUUUGAUCAUCCUUUUUGCUUGCACAUGUUACAAUCCUAAUUUGAUUUUGGGGUUUCUGAAUAUUUUACCUGCAUUUGUUUUUUACGCUAUGCACAAACAAGAAAACAUUUUCCUUCAAGGAUUAUUUACCCUGGGCUAGUUUCAUCACUCAUUCAUGUCUUAAUUUUUUAAAGAUGAUACUGCCAUAGUUCUGUUAUGAACAUAUCAUAUCAAACCUCAAACCCCAAACCCUCUUUCCCUCAUUCUGUAGGAUUAUUGUCUGCUCCCUAGAACACUGAGAAUUUGAAGAGUUGAAUUUUUAGUAGUAAAAUAUAGCUCCCUAUGUACUGCUGCUUUAAAAAUCCAAACUCAGAUCAUUUUUGCCACUCAUGUUUUUAUACAGGUAGAGCUUCACACUAAAGAUAAUCCUGACUUAAAAUAUUCUUGUAGAAUUACUGUAUUAAACAUCCUAUAAAUGUUUUGGAGGAAUCUGAAAGACAGCAGUUGUAGUGUUUGAACUGUUCAACAGGACAACUGAACAGAAAAGCAGCUCUCCAGCCAGCUCAAGAAAGGGUACAAAUCACUAGCCUAAACUUUUUAAAAAAUAUGUUAAAAGAAAUAGCUGAGGUCCCUUAGAUGCACGUUGCUGGCACCGUUGACAAGGCCAGUAAACUAAUCAAUGACACCACACAUACACUGCUGCUGGGUAUCAGAAGUGGGUAAUUCUAGAAAGGCAUUAGAAAGGACAGUUUAUAAUGUGCCCCCCUCCAGCUGGAAAGCUAUGCCAUCGUGGGGGGCUGGAUAUCAGACAGCAGCCUACAGAGUAGGAGGUAUCAGCUUAUCUAGUUCCCAUUUGGGGGGUUUCUAAAUUCAGCCCAGUCUCCCUGAUGCUCUGUAAAUUAAAAGUGGCUUAUGCUUCCCAUCAAAACUGUUCCAGGUAAGGAUAACCAGACUUGGACUAGAAGGAAUUUUUUCUAGUGUAAAAAACAAUAACGUGCCAACAAAUUAAACACUUUCUGUGUUAAUUAGCCUAUUUUAAACAUAAUACAGCACAUAAAAGACUACCAUUUCUGUGUUCAGCUACAAACCACUUAUGCCUCUUUGGAACGCAUGGAAUGGUGCAGGAUCAGGUGGGCACCAGUUUCAGCCAGGGAUGGGUCACUGAGGAGAGAUGGGGUGUGGUGGGGAAAGAAUCUGCCCAAGCCCUCACAAGAAAAGUGCAAGUUCUCUGCAAAACCAGACCCUAUCUAAAACCAUAUUUGACUGCAUUCUUUUUUUUUCAAAUGCUAUUAGAGGCCAGAAGAGAGAGAGACUAAAGUAACCUCUUAGCACAGUAUUUACAAAGCCUUAUUCGGAGUUGUAUAAGAUGAUAUUUUAAAGUGAAACAUCAGUUACAGAAUUUUAUGUUAAUUAUGCUCCUCCAUUUUAAUAGUUAAUGUAUGCACUUAAACACCCACACUGCAUACUAUUAUUUUAUUAUUUUUUUAAAUUAUGAGAUCUAGCUAGCUAUGAAGAAUAUUUUUGUUCCCUCUGGUUAACAUAGACCGUGCUCUUCUGUUCAGCUCUCAUUAUAAAAUUUAAAAAUCUAACUCACAAUCGAUACAGAAAGAAACCAGAAACAUGUAUUGUGAGAUUCUGUACCUUUCACACUAUUCUUAACAGUCCUGUACCUGCUCUCAAGUACAUUAUAAUAUGUACGUGGUACGAAUCAUUAAGAAGGUGAACUACUACAGUUUUUCCUGGGAAGCCACUAUUUAUUUGCACACAAGAAUAACAAUCAUAGAGGAGACCAGUCCCUUAUUUUGGAUCUGGGCCUUCACUUGCUUGGAAUGCUCGACUGGGCCUCAAAAGAAAAAUCUUCUGACAGCUCCAUCCAGAAAACAUCUCAGAAUAAGAUAAUUACUGAAACAGAGCUGCUACUGAUCAUGCCACCGAUGGCCUGCUCCUAUAAUUAGUAAGGCUGAUAAGAAGAAAAUAGAAAAUGGGGAUUCUAGAAGUCACAACCUAAUUUUGGAUCCCUCAGACCAAAAAGUAUGCGGUAAAGCAAUGACAUUGUUGCCAAUCUCUGGAUAUGAGCUGCUUGUCCUCUUGGGGAAAGUUCAUACUGAAAAAUGCCCAGUACUUUAUUUUAAAAGGGAGACUUCACUGCCUUACUAGAAAACAAAUAGCAGAGAAAUAUGUUUUUAAGAUUUCUCUUUCAUUUAGCUAUUGUGGGAUGGGUUGUAAAGGAAUUGCAAGGGGUGGGACAUGUACAAAGCAGUAAAUAUCCAGUCACAAUCUUAGGAACCAAAACUUUUUUUUUGAAAAUAUAAACUGUUUUGCAUAUCCAAAUCUUCUGUAAUCUGUUCAAGAACAUACCAUAACUCAGUGUGGCACUGAUACCUACUGACCCAAGAUAUUGGGAGUUAUUCUGUACUGAAUGUUAUCUGAACUGAGAUUACAGUGAGUUUCCCAGUACAGUCACGACAAUAAGAUCUGUCUAAUAUAAUAAAGUUUUUCUGUUCUUUA